CGGGUUUCUCGGUUGGAGGAAUGGGAAACCAGUUCCAUUAAAGCACAAUUGGACCUCAGUUGAGCCAAACCACACUGAAACAAAUAUACUGCAGGUCAGGAACACCACUUGAACCCACCGAAAUUGAUUCCGAUAUGGUUGGCUCUACUCAGGUUCGGUAAGGUUGAACCACACAGAUGUCCUGCCCAACGUCCCUACUAUUAGCAAUCCUAGCUCCAGGAAACCAACAUUACUAUCUGCUAAGAAAUUGAGAUACUACAAACUAUCAACUGUAAUUUUGGCCAAUAUCUUCCGAAGUAGUUCGUUAGAUAUCAAACACAUGACACCAAACAGGCUUGAGAGCGGCCUGAGCCAAGAGCCAAUGCUAUGUUCCAAGCAGGCCGUGACAAAACAAGAAAGGAAAAAGGUGAUGUCUAUGCAAACAAUGCGUCACGCCGGCAAAUAUAGCCCUCCAAGUCUUCAAUAACGUCGAAGCAUGCUAUGUUCCCAUCGAGGCAACAUCGGAAAGCCGAUUUUUUUUUUUACUUUGUUCCCAAAGCAGUACCUGAGAACAAUGCUCCUUCUGAAAUGGUCAGCUCCCCCAGCUGUGCCGAACAUGGACAGUAGUGUCUUCCUUCUUGUAGCAAUGUCAUUUUCGUUUCGCCUUUCGGCUUCCACCAGUAUAAGUAGCCUCCAUACCCUUCUCAUCUCUACCAGAAAAGAUAUAAGCAAAGAACAUAGCUUCUGAAGAAGAACAGGAAGCUCAAUGGAGAAUUUUGAAGCUCUUGUUCUGUUUUGUCUAGCGUGCAUUGGUGUGUUCAGUACAAACUCAGCUAUAGCUGCUGCUGCAGCUUCACCUCCUGCCAUCUUUAUCUUGGGGGACUCGACGGUAGACGUUGGAACAAACAAUUUCUUGCCUGGAAGCAAUGCCAGGGCAGAUUUUCCUCGCAAUGGGGUUGACUUCCCUUACUCCAGACCAACUGGAAGGUUCAGCAAUGGAUUCAACAGUGCUGACCAGCUCGCUGUAUUGAUGGGACACAGGAGAAGCCCAGACACUUUCUUCCUUCUCAGGAAGGAACCAAGAGGCUUCACCAAGCCUAAGUUCAGAGGUGUCAACUUUGCUUCAGGAGGAUCAGGAAUUCUCGACCUCACAGGACAAACUCCGGUAAAGGGCAGCUUGCCGAUUAGCAGAAAGAAUGUUAUCCCAUUGUCUGAACAAAUACAUCAACUUUCACACGUCUAUGAUAAAAUUAUCAGUGUAAGGAAGCAAAAAGGAACCAGAGAUAUUUUCUCCAAAUCCUUGUUCUUUAUCAGCAUUGGAGGCAAUGACCUCUUUACUCAUUACCAUUCAAAGAGCAAGCAACCAAAGGAGAAGUUCAUAGCUUCUCUGGUCCAAGCAUACGAGAAGCACUUAAGGAACCUACUGAAACUUGGAGCAAGGAAGUUUGGGAUUGCUACCGUUGCACCAAUCGGCUGCUGUCCAUCUCAAAGGCUCUUCAAUCGAACCCUCGGUUGUUUGGAGGAGUUGAACGAUCUUGCGCUGGCUUUCCAUCCCAGAGUUACUCAGCUCAUGUAUAAGCUCAGCUCAGAGUAUCAUGACAUGAAGUUUUCAAUUGGGAAUGCAUUUCUAAUGACCAUCAAUGUCAUCAACCACCCUAAUCGAUUCGGAUUCAAAGAUGGAGGAGGGGCAUGUUGUGGGCAAGGAGCACUGAAUGCCCAAGCACCAUGCACUCCAACUGCUAGUCUUUGCCCUAUUAGGGAUGAUUACUUGUUCUGGGACUUAUUCCAUCCUACACAGAAAGCUGCACAGCUGGCUGCUGUAACACUCUAUUCGGGCCCACCCUUCUUCGUUGCACCAAUCAACUUCAAGCAGUUGGCUGAGGCUUGA
Linum tenue is the source of this 1867-nucleotide messenger RNA. The record is from the annotation of a GenBank genome assembly. NCBI's taxonomy places the organism in Eukaryota, Viridiplantae, Streptophyta, Magnoliopsida, Malpighiales, Linaceae.